Molecule: messenger RNA, 2029 nt
Organism: Hyaloscypha bicolor E
Lineage: Eukaryota; Fungi; Ascomycota; Leotiomycetes; Helotiales; Hyaloscyphaceae
Product: c-24(28) sterol reductase
Exons: 3
Coding region: 226-1953 (575 amino acids)
Biological process (GO): ergosterol biosynthetic process
Cellular component (GO): endoplasmic reticulum membrane
Molecular function (GO): Delta24(24-1) sterol reductase activity
Source: RefSeq, a predicted model, not a curated record
CUGCGCCUGUUGACGACGCGCUCGCGGGUAAUCUCAAAUUUUCGCGAAGUCGAAACAACAGAACAUCUCAGCGAAACACCAUCCGACAGAGGAAACCCUGGGACCCGAUGCGCUGAAUGUCCCGCCAUGUUCAAUUGAUCGCAUAGGUUGUCACGACCACACUUCUGCUCCUUCUCUACACAAUUGAGCUUGCAUUGCACUGUCGCUCCUUCCUGUUCCGCCACAAUGUCUGAAGGGCGAUAUUCUUUGCGCCAGACUCCCAAGAAAACGGAGCAUCUUGGCUUCGUGGAGACUCCUCGCAUUCGACGACCCUCCAGCCGCCGCAAGUCCCAAUUCCCCGAUGACGGAGACGACUCUUCCUCUGCCACAGAUACAUCCACGAUCAAAGUCGCGUCAAGUCGAACUCCAAGUCGAACAGUCAGCAUGAUUGAAAAGGCAAUAACGAAUGGGCACGCAACCAAUGGCUCUGCCAUCAAUGGACACGUCAAUGGGGCUGCCAAUGGCUCCACAAAUAUGCAACAAACCAUGACACCCAAAAUUGUUGAUGGAUGGGCCCCUGGAUUGGAUCCCAAGGUUGACUAUUCCGGACACUUUGAUUUUGGAGGCUCUUGGGGUGUCACAGCCAUGAUGAUUGGAUUUCCGCUGCUCAUGUAUUACAUGUGGAUUGGAGCCACGUUCUACGAUGGCAAGUUUCCCACGCGGCAACCCGGGCAAACAUUUCAAGAGUUCUUUCUCUCUAUGGGAAAUUUGGUCUACGAACAUGCCUUCCCCUCGCUCUUUGCAUGGAAAAUAUACUGGUCCUUCUUCUCCUUUGAGGCGGCAUGUUAUUGCCUCUUGCCGGGAGUUUGGGUAUAUGGCAAGCCCUUGCCAUUCGAGGGAGGAAAGCAGUUGAAAUACUACUGCUCAGCUGUCUGGUCUUUCUACACGACCAUCAUCGUCGUGGCGGGGCUACAUUAUACAGGCGUCUUUCCUCUGUACACCAUCAUCGAUGAAUUUGGGCCCAUCAUGUCUGUGGCUAUCAUCUCCGGAUACCUCGUCUCAAUCGUGGCAUACUUCUCGGCUCUUACUCGUGGAGCCCAACAUCGCAUGACUGGUUCUCCUCUCUACGAUUUUUUCAUGGGUGCUGAACUCAACCCGCGCAUGUUUGGAAUUCUGGAUUUCAAGAUGUUCUUCGAAGUCAGACUGCCUUGGUAUAUCCUUUUUGGCCUCUCCUGCGCCACUGCUGCUAGACAGUACGAGCAGGUUGGAUACGUCAGUGCUGAAGUUGCAUUCUUGGUUAUGGCACACUUCUUGUAUGCGAAUGCAUGCUCAAAAGGAGAAGAGUGUAUCGUUGCAAGCUGGGAUGUGUACUUCGAGAAAUGGGGCUUCAUGCUCAUCUUCUGGAAUCUCGCUGGCGUUCCCCUCAGCUACUGCCACUGCACCCUCUACCUCGCCAACCACCUCGAUGACAUUCAUUCGUACCCCUUCCGAACACCCCUUCUCGUCCUCCUCUUCACCAGCUAUCUCUUCAUGUAUUGGAUCUGGGACACCACCAACUCGCAAAAGAACCGUUUCCGCGCGCAAGAACGCGGCACCCUCGUUGAGCGCAAGACCUUCCCCCAACUCCCCUGGCAAAUCGUCAAGAACCCCCGCGUUAUCAAGACUAAGAGUGGAGACUCGAUCCUAGCUGAUGGAUGGUACGGCAAAGCAAGGAAGAUACAUUAUACAUGUGACUUCUACUUUGCGUUGACUUGGGGACUGAUCACUGGGUUCAAUUCACCGUUCCCGUGGUUUUACCCGGUGUUCUUUGGGUGUAUGAUUGUGCAUCGUGCGUAUAGGGAUAUUCAGCGGUGUAAGAUUAAGUAUGGGGAGAGCUGGACGGAGUAUGAGAAAUUGGUUCCGUAUCUGUUCAUUCCUGUGAGUCCUACUGUCUCCUUCCGAUCCAGGCUAAGACGUCCACAGUAUGUCCUUUAAGACCUCGAAGAUUGUAGAGAUUUCAGGAUGCCAUGUUGGGGCAGUCUCGAGCGUGCUUGUGUUCUAGCCGACGAGU